Boleophthalmus pectinirostris (great blue-spotted mudskipper) is the source of this 2261-nucleotide messenger RNA. RefSeq names its product WAS protein family homolog 1 (gene wash1). The transcript is spliced from 11 exons. Gene Ontology annotation, biological process: retrograde transport, endosome to Golgi; exocytosis; endocytic recycling. Bases 132 to 1556 code for a protein of 474 amino acids. The record is from RefSeq and is a predicted model, not a curated record. Lineage: Eukaryota; Metazoa; Chordata; Actinopteri; Gobiiformes; Gobiidae. Gene Ontology annotation, cellular component: WASH complex; recycling endosome; early endosome. Gene Ontology annotation, molecular function: alpha-tubulin binding; gamma-tubulin binding.
GACGUGGUCACGUGUCAGAUCAACGCGGAAGUCAGCGCCGAUGUUUUCACAGCUUUGUUGAUAGAAGGGAAGCGGGGCCUGGAUUUUCUAAACUAAGCUGUUUAAAUUGCCAUUAUACCUGAGUUCUCUUCAUGGUCAGGAUGAGUGAGAAGCGCUCCCUGGAGGGCCAGGUGUACUCUGUGCCACUUAUCCAGCCGGAUGUGAGAAGAGAGGAGGCUAUACUGCAGAUAGCAGAUGCAUUAGUAUACCUGGAGAACAUAUCCACAGACAUUUUUCAAAGAGUGUCUGAGAGUGUGGAGAAGAACAGGCAGCAGCUGCAGAGCGUCACGGACCGCAUCAGACUGGCCCAGGCCCGAGUCGACAAGAUCAAAGGCAGUAAGAAGGCCACUAAGGUGUUCUCCAGUGCCAAAUACCCUGCUCCAGAUCGAUUAGCCGAUUACUCCUCCAUCUUUAGUGGAGCAACAGACCCCUCCUCACAGCCUCGCCCAAGACACCGAAUACAAUCCAAGAUCAGACCAUUUGAUGAGAAAGCCCUUCAAGAGCGGCUCAUGUAUUUCCCUGUGUGUGUGAACAAUAAGAAGAGGUCUGAGGAUGAGACAGAGGAGGGGCUGGGCAGUCUGCCACGCAACAUCUCCUCGGUCAGUUCGCUCCUGCUCUUCAACACCACCGAGAACCUAUACAAGAAGUAUGUUCUGCUGGACCCUCUGGCUGGAGCAGUGACAAAGACUCACACAGCUCUGGAAACUGAGAAAGAGGAAAAGCCAUUUGACGCUCCUCUGUCUAUCACCAAGCGAGAGCAGCUGGAGCGGCAGGCUGCAGAGAGCUACUUCUAUGUGCCAAACCUGGGCCAGGUGCCAGAGCUCGUGGUACCCAUGUACCUGCCUGACCUGCCUGGCAUUGCAGACGAUCUAUCCUAUAGUGCAGAUCUGGGCCCCGGCUUCGCACCGUCUGGGAACACCCACAACAUCCCAGAGCUGCCUUCCUUCUCUGUGGACGCCGAUUUGCCUGAUUUUUCACUGCAGCCGAGUGUCCAUCCUCCACCGCCCCCUCCUCCCCCUCCCCCUCCUGAGCCUGCCUCCUCUCCUGCUGUUCCUGCUGGAGCCCCACCCCCUCCUCCACCUCCCCCACCCCCUCCACCUGCAGACCUGCCCCCUGAAGCCUCACGCACGCCUCCCUCAGGCCCAGUAUCUGGUGCACCGUCUGAGGUGGUGCAGCCCUCUGACGGUCGGGCCAGUCUGCUGGAGUCCAUCCGUAACGCUGGCGGGAUCGGGAAGGCCAAACUCCGGAAUGUGAAGGAGAGGAAGAUGGAGAAGAAGAAGCAGAAGGAGCAGGAACAAGCAGUGGGGUCGGCCAUGACUGGAGGAGACUUCAUGUCAGAUCUCUUCAACAAGCUUGCCAUGCGCAGGAAAGGCAUCUCUGGGAAGGGCCCGGCUGGAGGAGAAGCAGGUGACACCCCCAGUGGUAGCGGAGGUGCAUUUGCCCGAAUGUCAGACGUGAUCCCCCCACCACCCGCUCCUCACACCACCACAGGCGAUGAUGAUGAUUGGGAGGCAUAGCAAAACUAUGCACUAUGGACUGCCAAUAACAUGGACACUUUACAUACAAGAUAUUAACAUGUUUUUAUUUUUUCACAGAACCGUAAUCAUAUAAAAAAAGAUCUGUGUAAAAUAUUUCAAAAAUUAAUAAGAAUGCAAAAAGUAUAAAUAGAGAACAAAUUCAUUUAUUAACAUUUAAAUCAUGCAAAAUUAACAAUUUAACCUUUUUAUUUCAAAAGAAUUUAAAAGGAACUGUAUGCAAGAUUAUUUAUUUAAUUUCAUUUAAAUUUAUUUGGACAUGAUGGCCAAAUUGUUUAUGUUGUAAUUUGGUAUUUUUGUUCUCAAGAUUAUUACCGAUUAGCCUCUCAUUUGGGUUGCAGUUUCAAUCCUGAAAUCUAGUGGGUUUAAACCUAUAAGGAAUCUCUAAUCUGAAUCCUUACUACCUAAACCCCAGUAGCAACAGCCAAUCAUUAAUCUGUGCCUCUGCUGCACUACAUGCUGUCCAAAUUCAAGAAUGUUAAAGUACUGGCAACCCUGGUUCAGUUGUGAUUGUUUUAAAUGUUUUAAAACGUUAAGAGCACAGGCUACAUACAGUUCCUUUAAGAAGCUAAACCUAUAUAAGAUACUAUAGAGAUCUCCGCUGUGCACAUGACUUGAAUGUACUGUAUAUAAAAGAAUUCUCAUUCCCUGAUACUGCUUGAACAAUAAACAUUUAUAUUUCUCAUA